GAAGCCGCGUCAAAUUGGCUCCCCGCUGUAGGAAUCAUCAUAACACAGCAGAAAGUCCAGUGAACAUGAGCGGUCAGAGCCAUGGUAACCAGGUGGAAAAAUGGAGGAGGGUCGCCGAACUCAUCUCCCAGCUGGGUUUGGUAUCAGGCGAUCAGGACCAGCCCAGGACAGCGGCGCAGGUGGCACAAAUGUCCACACACGACCUGCUCCAGGACCCGGUACGGGCGGCAAUUUACCACCGUGGUUGGGAUGAGCGUACGGCUGACAUACAGCGCACGCUGCAGCAGCCGUCACCAAGAGCCCCCAACAGACACGCACAAAAGGCGAGGCCGAUACACGAGCCGCCAAGGCGGCCGCAACAACCAACGGCCGCCAAGACGGUAAAUAAACCCAGCUCCGAUGCGUCCAGAGGACCGGAACCGGCACCCAAGACGCUCGAAGCACCUCCCACACCACCAGUACGGACAAGGAAAGAGGCUCAGCAGGCGAGGAACAAAAAAAAGUUCCUCAAGUUGAAGGAAAAGAGGAAGGCUAGGAAGCAGGCAGCAAGUCAAAAUCAUCGAUUAGCCAAGCACCCGACACCAACCUCUUUAUCCGAGACAUCCAGCGAAAGCAGCGAUGAAGAACAUGACGUAUGUAUUAUUCAUAUCACGUAAUGUAGAUUGUUAAAUUAUUAAAAACAU
This is a messenger RNA of Melanaphis sacchari, 683 nucleotides long. RefSeq lists its product as uncharacterized. Lineage: Eukaryota; Metazoa; Arthropoda; Insecta; Hemiptera; Aphididae. Bases 66 to 656 code for a protein of 196 amino acids. The record is from RefSeq and is a predicted model, not a curated record. The transcript is spliced from 2 exons.